Panonychus citri (citrus red mite) is the source of this 2752-nucleotide messenger RNA. Its product is annotated as collagen alpha-1(XVIII) chain-like. The transcript has 20 exons. NCBI's taxonomy places the organism in Eukaryota, Metazoa, Arthropoda, Arachnida, Trombidiformes, Tetranychidae. The record is from RefSeq and is a predicted model, not a curated record. The coding region runs from base 364 to 2607 and encodes 747 amino acids.
ACAUAUUGAUCAUGAAAGAAAACUUGAUAAUCUUGUUAAUCCUUUUCCCUUUGAUUGUGAAUAUUAAAUGAACAAAUUAGUAACUGUAUAAAUCUUGAUGAUUUAUCGAUGGGUUGUUAAUCCUUAUAGAAAAGAGAGCAAUCGAAUACGCAAUCUCUUCAAUUCUAUCAUGUAUCUUAUUUAUAUCUUAUUAUCUUUCGACUCAAGUUAUUUCCUAAACAUGAACAUUGUUGCAACUCGACAACUAGAACUUACCCUGGAAAUUUAUAGUAAAUGACCUCGAAUAAAAUUCAUUCAACUUUUCGCAUUUAAAUAUUUUUCUAAACUUUCUUACAACUUUUUCAGUAAAUUUUACUACACAAAAUGAACUCUUCACACUUUCUAAUUGGAUUAAUUCAUCUAAUGAUACAUUUGACUGAAGGGGAAAAAGGUGAGAAAGGUGACCAAGGUCCACAAGGACUUCCUGGCCCUCCUGGAUUAAGGGGCAAAGAUGGUAGACCAGGUUUAGACGGACCACCAGGGCCACCAGGGCCUCCAGGAUCAUUAUCGAGGUUCGAUGAGUGGACUUUGAGCGAUUCGAUUUAUCAAAGUGGAUCGGGAGUCGUGGGCCCUCCAGGUCCGAUGGGUCGAAGUGGUCAAAAGGGUGAAAGAGGAGAUAAAGGUGAUUCAGGGGAAAAGGGAGAUGAUGGUCAUCGGGGAGGUAAAGGAUCCAAAGGUGAUAUUGGAGAUUCGGGGCCUCAAGGACCGAUUGGCUUAGAUGGAGCUAAAGGAGAGAAGGGAGAACCAGGGGAAUGUCAACAAGCGGUUGCACUUCGACAUCCUCAUAGAUUUGAGAUUGAUGAUCCUCAGGAUAUUGAAGAGUAUUCAUAUUCAGUAGUUGGACCAAAAGGGGACAUUGGUGAACCAGGAAUUAUCGGCCCUCCAGGCCCUCGCGGUGAAAAGGGUGAUCAAGGUAUCGAAGGUCCAAUUGGUCCUAAGGGACCUAAAGGGGAUCAAGGAGAAAGAGGUCCGAUUGGCCCUCCUGGAAUAGUUGUUGAUGGAAAGGGAAUAUUGAUUAAGGGCGAAAGAGGGAGCAAAGGUGAAAGAGGUCGAAGAGGUAAAAAAGGACUACCAGGGACAUCGGGAGCUCCUGGAUUACCUGGUUUGGUUAAUUUAACACAAAUUUGGAGUCAAAUAGAGCAAAAAAUUGAUCAGAAACAAAUAAAUAUUGAUCAAAUUGUCCAUGGACUUAAAGGAGAAAAAGGAGAAAUCGGCCCACCAGGUAAGCCUGGAAUGGACGGCUUUCCAGGCGAACCUGGUGAACGAGGUAUUCAGGGUAUUGAUGGUCAAAAAGGGGACAAGGGUGAACAAGGUCCCAUAGGCCCACCCGGAAGUAUAGAAAACUUGGAAUCUGUUUUGAAAUCGAUGAAUAUAAAUCAGGUUAUACAAUCAGCAUCUAAUUCAGGCCCCCCUGGUCUUCCUGGUCCUCCAGGACCCCCUGGCACUGGUCAUCCUGGGCCAACAGGGCCACCAGGGCCGAGAGGAUUUCAGGGAUUACCUGGCCCGCCUGGUCCUCCGGGUCCACCAAGUGAAUUUGAUUUAUCGUGGCUGGAAAAUACUCUAAGUGGCCCAAAAGAAAUGAAUCGAGAUUUAAAAGAUCUAAAAUCUUCCAUCAAACAAGCAUCAGAAUCGAUCAGAGGCCCACCAGGUCCUCCUGGUCCUCCGGGUCCCCCAGGUCAAACUGGACAAUACGAAUCACAAGACGAUAAACCAAAUGUCAUUCCAGGAGCGGUUAUCGUAAAAGACAUGGCCUCUUUGCGACGAAUGACUUCGAUCAAUUCUCUUGGAACACUCUGUUUCAUCAUAGACGAACAAGCGCUUUUAGUCCGAGUCAAUGGUGGAUGGCAAUACGUUUCGCUUGGAUCGAUGGUCGAAGCAGAAACUGAAAAUGUCCAGGUCACUACUCCUUUGGUCACUUAUAAGCCGAAAUUUGAUCAGACAUUAGACGAUAGGAUUGAAAAGACCCAAAAGAAACUUCGAAUGGCAGCUUUAAAUCAACCUUAUUCGGGGGAUAUGCACGGAAUUCGUGGUGUUGACUAUGAAUGCUAUCGACAAUCUCGCCGAUAUAAUAUAAAAGGCACCUUCAGGGCAUUUUUAGCUUCUCGAUUACAAAACCUCGACAGUAUCGUUCGUAUACAAGAUGCAAAACUACCGAUCGUAAAUUUAAAAGGUGAGGUUCUUUUCAAUUCGUGGCGUGACUUGUUCAUCGGAUCAGGUGGACCUUUCCUAUUUCCUCCGAGAAUCUAUUCGUUUGAUGGUCGAAACGUUCUCGCCGAUAGUAUAUGGCCACAAAAGCUCAUUUGGCACGGAGCUGAUAAACGAGGUGCUCGAGACGUGGACUCUUAUUGUGACGCUUGGCACUCAAAUAGUCAACAAAAGUUUGGAUUCGCGAGCUCCUUAUUACAUGGAAAACUAUUGGACCAAGAAAAGGUCCAAUGUUCAAAUCAGUUGAUUGUACUUUGCAUCGAAGCAACAAGUCAAGAAGAUUAUCAAAUGACUCGAGAUAAACGAGAUAUUGAUAUGAACGAGGAAAACGAUCAUCAUUUAGCUGAGAGUGUAUUUGAUUAAUCACUUUAUUAACUUAAUCGAAAUCACCUUUUCCAAUCAACUAAUUGAAAUAUAAUCUGAAAAGCAAUAAACUUUUUCCUUUGAUAAUACAUAAAAAAAGCUAAUUUGUCACAUUAACUUAUCGUUUUGAUAAGUUAAUUGGAUU